Messenger RNA from Parathielavia appendiculata, 1220 nucleotides. RefSeq names its product YIF1-domain-containing protein. Gene Ontology annotation, biological process: endoplasmic reticulum to Golgi vesicle-mediated transport. The record is from RefSeq and is a predicted model, not a curated record. The transcript is spliced from 3 exons. Gene Ontology annotation, cellular component: COPII-coated ER to Golgi transport vesicle; endoplasmic reticulum membrane; endoplasmic reticulum-Golgi intermediate compartment. The coding region runs from base 75 to 1055 and encodes 326 amino acids. NCBI's taxonomy places the organism in Eukaryota, Fungi, Ascomycota, Sordariomycetes, Sordariales, Chaetomiaceae.
GCCUACAAUAAGGCUUCCUCCGCAACAUUGCAAUCGAAUUGCGCCGACCCUCAACCCUCUCUACUCUGGGCACGAUGCAGCGAGCAACCUACGGACGCUCCCCUCCCCUCCAUCACCCCGUCCCGCAACAUGUCUCGACUGUUCCGCAACUCCGAUCCCCACCUCCACCGACAUCACAACCCAUUGCUGGCUAUGAUGGAAGCCCAUAUCCGCAGCAACAACCUCAGCCGCCGCUGCCGGGGGCCAACAUGUUCGGACAGUACGGCAACUUCAUAAACGACCCAGCGGCUCAGUUAGCAUCGCAGUUCGGCCAGACGGCAUUCAGACAAGGGCAGGAGUACAUUGAACAAAAUGUAAACCGCUUCGUCAACGUCUCGGCGCUCAAGCACUACUUCGUCGUGACCAACUCAUACGUAAUAAACAAGCUCUUUCUCGUGCUAUUCCCCUGGCGGCACAAACCGUGGACAAGGCGACAAGCCGCGGGACCCUCGGGCCAGGAGGCCUGGUACCUCCCGCCGCGCGACGACAUCAACAGCCCAGACAUGUACAUCCCCGUCAUGUCCCUCGUCACCUACAUCUUCCUGCAGGCGCUCAUUUCCGGACUCAAGGGCCAGUUCCAGCCGGAGCUGUUUGGGUACAUCGCGACGACGGCUCUGGUGGCGGUGGUGGUGGAGAUCUUGGGCCUGAAGCUGGGAUGUUACCUCCUGAGCGUCUCGAACGAGUCGCAGCUGCUGGACCUGGUCGCCUACUCGGGCUACAAGUUUGUGGGGGUUAUUGUGACGAUCAGCAUCGCUGAAAUCGUCAACGGCGGGAAAGGAACUGGCGGGUGGAUUGGGUGGACGGUGUUUAUCUACACCUUCCUGGCCAACUCACUCUUUCUGAUGCGCUCUCUGAAAUAUGUCCUCCUGCCAGAAAACAACAGCGACAGCAGAGGCCCAAUGCAGACGAUGCACCCGCUCGAUUCGCGGACAAAGAGGAACCAGCGCACCCAGUUUCUGUUUUUCUACGCUUAUAUCGUCCAGCUCUUCUUCAUGUGGAUCCUCUGCCGGUCAUGAAGCGGCUGGUUGGAUCUAGUGUACGGGAGAUACGCAUCGGACCGUAGGGAUAGGAGUUAGAGGAUGAGGAAUGCGGACUGUACAAGAGGCGACAUGAAGCGUACUCUACGUUGGCCAUCGACUCGUGGACAGAUGCAGCACUUGUCAGUCACUGAUGUGGAUAGC